AUGUUGACAUUAACAACGUCAUAUUUUCUAAUUUACGCCGUGUUAUUGCAAUUGAUUCCUGUAAAAUCAAUUGAAUUAGUGAUUUACCACACAAGUAAUAUUCACGGUUAUUUUGACGAAACGUACAGUUCAAUAGAUGAAAAACCAGUUGGUGGAUUUGCUAGAAUUGCAUACGUAUUGAAUAAGGCUAAAGAAAAUUAUCGCAAAGGUAAAGGACCACCUGUUCUUUACUUUGAUUGUGGAGACGUUUAUACUGGUAGUGCAUGGUUUACAAUUCACAAAGACAAAAUCGCCACGGCGUUUAUGAAUGCUAUAAAACCGGAUGCUGUGUGUUUGGGUAAUGCGGAAUUUUCGUAUGGAUUAGAUGGGUUAAUGCCAUAUAUCUCGAAUGUCACCUUUCCCGUGGUGGUGUCAAACCUAGGUUUUACGAGAGAACCCAAACUUGAAAAAUUAAUAAAACGGAAACAUAUAAUUAAAAUUGAAAAGACAAUUAUCGGAAUUUUAGGAUAUAUGAGGAAUCGCAGAGAUUCUUUCGGUAAUUUAGCCCCUACUGUGGAUAUUUUGGAGGAAGUUGAAAUUAUAAAUAGUCUUUCCGAAUCUCUUCGAAAGGUGGAUGGAGUUCAUAUAGUUAUUGUAUUGAGUCAUGGUAGCUCAGCAUCAGAUAUGAUGCUGAGUAGGUUAGUGAGAUACGUCGAUAUUAUUAUCGGCGGAGAUUCUCAAAUCUUUUUGUGGAAUGGUGUACCGCCGGAUAAUGAAAAACCAACCGGUGUUUAUCCCACCCUUGUUCAACGUUCCGAUGGGGCUAAACUUGCAAUUGCUUAUGUACGUGGUAGAACAAAGUAUCUUGGAAAAUUACACGUAUCGUUUGAUGAAAGACGUUUUAGAGGGCAGUAUAGUGGUCAACCUAUUUUGUUGGACGAGUCCAUUGGGCAGGAUACAUUUUUCUUAGAACUACUUGAGACAUUUCGUCCUGCAAUAACUGAGGCUAAUGAAACAUUUCUUGGUAAGUGCAGGGUUGUAUUGAAUGCGUCGUCUUGUAAAUACGAUGAGUGUAACUUUGGAAACUUGAUAACGGAUUCGUUUGUUCGAUUUAACGCUAAACGGUAUUUGUCUAAAUAUGAACAAGUUUCAAACGACAUGUGGUCGGAUGCUGCAAUAGCCAUAAUUAACAGUGGAGCAAUCCGUGAAAACAUCAUUCCCGGAAAAAGGAAGAACAAUGUCUAUAAACUCGACAUAUUAGAAGCACUCCCUGUCGACGAUUUACUUUAUUUAAUUAAAAUAUCCGGAGCUGAUUUAAUGUUAGCUUUAGAGCACGGCGCUAAAGAAGGUGAACGAAUAAAAUCCGUUUUUGUGAAAUGCGCAUAUUGCAGAAACCCUAAAUAUGAGCCUAUCCAUAAUAGCAGUUUCUAUGGAAUUGUAACUACCGAGUAUUUAGUAAACAACGGGGAUGGACAUCUAUCGUUAAGCAGCGGAAAAUCUAAUUUUUUGUUUACUACAAAUAUGUCUAACAUCAUCGAGUGCGUAAUGGAGUAUUUUGAUACAUUUCAAGUUCUUGCCCCUGAAAUUGAGGAACGAAUUAUAAUUGAAAAUCCAUUUUCUGUUGCAUCACAGCUUAAUUUUUUAGAUUUAUUUUUGAUUCUUAUAUUUCUUAUUCUUUAAAACAGCAACAGUUUUUUGACGUAGCAUCCACAAAUUGUUAGAUUUGGAAUAAAAUAUUAUGUAAUAAAAAAUUCCGGUUUCAUAUUUA
Onthophagus taurus is the source of this 1747-nucleotide messenger RNA. The record is from RefSeq and is a predicted model, not a curated record. NCBI's taxonomy places the organism in Eukaryota, Metazoa, Arthropoda, Insecta, Coleoptera, Scarabaeidae.